UUGGUACAGAGAUUUCCAGUCACUGAGCCCCAAAUCGCCCCACCAAGAAAAUCGCCAUUCACUGAAAAAUAUUCGACCCCUCCUCCACUUAGGUUUCGCACUGCAACUGUUCGGGUCAGACUGGGGCGUAUCGUGAAGCAAUCAACGACAAUCAAUCUUGGCUACACGCGCAUUUUAGGAACUGAUUCUCACCAUGUCUCGGUUCUUCCGUGGCGGCGACGACAGCUCGACCGAGAGCAGCUCCGACGAGGAGGAGCUGUACACCACCUCCGAGGAAGAGGAGGAAGAGGAUCAAGAGCAGGAAGAGUCCUCUGAGGAGGAAGAGGAGGACGAGUCUACCGACGAAGAUGAAGGUCCCAAAAAGACGGGCUUGUCCCGCUUUCUUGUCGAUCAGGCAGAGUCGGAGAGCGAGGAGAGCGACGAAGAGGGUACAACCAAGGUCAAGAGUGCCAAGGAUAAGCGAUAUGACGAACUGGAGGCGACUAUCACAAGCAUUCAAAAUCGCCAAAAGAUUGAUGACUGGGGUUCCAUUGCAACCGAGUUCGACAAGCUCAACCGUCAGGUUGUCAAAUUAUUAGACGGCGGCAAGGCUCCGAAGUCGUAUAUCAAGUGCAUCGCCGAGUUGGAAGAUUUCUUGAACGAGACUCUGGCGAAACAAAAGGUCACUCCCAAGAACAAAAAGCUGAAUGCCACAAAUGCACGCGGCCUCAACGCUGUCAAACAACGCAUCAAGAAGAACAACAAAGACUACCAAGACCAGAUUGAUGCGUUUAGAAAGGACCGUGAUGCAUUCAUGGAAUCGUCGGACGAGGAGGAAGCUCCGCUUCCAAAACCCUCCAAGGUUCGGUUCGAACAGGAGGCAGCUGCCUCUGAGGAGGCGGCGGAGGAUGAGGAUAAGGGUUUCUCGAGAGUCGACAAGCGUGGCAAGGCCGUUCCUUUCUCGCCUGAGAGCAUUCAAAAGCAUCUCCGUGCUAUCAUCGAGUCAAGAGGCAGAAAGAACACCGACCGCCUGGAGCAGAUCAGGAUCAUGGAGGAGCUCAACAAGGUUGCCGAAACUCCCUAUCUCAAGAUUCGGGUUCUGCAGACUCUGGUUUCCGCCCGAUUUGAUCUCGGGUCUGGUACAACAACCUCAAUGCCUUUGGGGCACUGGAAGGCCGCGGAAAGGGAAUUGGCCGCCUUGCUCACCCUCCUCGAAACUCAUAAGGAUCACGUGGUGAUUGAAGGCGCAGAGGAGUGGGAGGACGAUGACAAGACUCCGGUUCUUGGCCCCGAUGACAAGUACAUCAAGGUUCCCGGCAGCGUGGUCUCCUACAUUGAGCGCCUGGACGAUGAACUCACUCGCUCCCUGCAAAACAUCGAUCCUCACACUUCGGAGUAUAUUGAGAGACUGACGGAUGAGGCAUCCCUGUACAAUCUCGUUUUGCGGGGUCUGCUUUACUACGAGACCGUUCGCAAGGAUCCUUCACUAGAAGUUCCCCAGGAGAGCCUGAACCGAAUCAUCCAACGGCGCCUGGACCACGUCUACUUCAAGCCUUCUCAGGUAGUGAAGAUUCUGGAGGAGAACGCAUGGAAACAAGUGCAGGACGGCGUUGAUUCUGCGAUCACUCCGCGUGGCUUGUCGGGCGAUGCUGGCCAGCUCAUCCACACCCUCUGCAACUACUUGUUCAACAACAGCGAAGGCAUCAUCCGUGCUCGGGCCAUGCUUUGCCAGAUUUACUUCCUGGCCUUGCACGACGAGUACUACAAAGCCCGUGACAUGAUGCUCACCUCUCACCUGCAAGAGAGCAUCGCCAACUUCGAUAUCGCCACCCAAAUUCUGUACAACCGGACACUCGUCCAGGUUGGCCUCUGCGCCUUCCGAAAGGGCCUAGUGUAUGAUGCUCAAAAUACUCUCCAGGACAUUUGUGGCAGUGGGCGUCAAAAAGAGCUUCUUGCUCAAGGCGUUAUGAUCCAGCGUUACAGCCAGGUUAGUCCCGAGCAAGAACGUCUGGAGAAGCAACGGCAGUUACCCUUCCACAUGCACAUCAACCUCGAGCUCUUGGAGUGCGUCUACUUGACGUGCAGCAUGCUCCUCGAAAUUCCGCUCUUGGCCCAGAUUGGGUCCUCUCCGGAUAUCAAGAAGCGCGUCAUCAGCAAGACAUACCGCCGCAUGCUAGAGUACCACGAGCGCCAAAUCUUCACCGGCCCGCCCGAGAAUACUCGUGACCACGUCAUGCAAGCGUCCAAGGCUCUGGCGGCUGGUGAAUGGAAGAAGGCUACCCACUUCAUUCACAGCAUCAAGAUCUGGGAUCUCAUGCCGAGCGCAGACGAGAUCAAGGCGAUGCUUGCCAAGCAGAUUCAGGAGGAAGGUCUUCGGACCUACCUCUUCACAUACGCCCCCUUCUACGACACUUUGGCCAUUGAGACGCUGAGCACCAUGUUCGAGCUUGAUUCGGCCAAGGUUGCUGCUGUUGUGAGCAAGAUGAUCAGCCAUGAGGAGCUCGCCGCUGCUCUUGACCAGGUCACCAAUACUGUCAUCUUCCGCAAGGGUGUGGAGCUCAGCCGCCUUCAGAGCCUGGCUUUGGCGCUCUCCGACAAGGCAAGCGCCCUCAUCGAAACGAACGAGCGUACCCUCGAGGUCAGGACACAAGGGUCGGCAAAUGCCUUCAGCGGGAAAGAUGGCAGGCAAGGUGGCCAGAGGGCAGGUGGUCAACGGAGUGGCAGGAGCGGUGCGAGGACUGGCGGCAAUGCUCAGCGGCAGGCCGGGGGUACACAGUUUACGGGCGGUGCCUUGGGUGCUGCAGUGCGUGGUUAGGUUCUGGACGACGGGACUAUAUGACUUUCGUAUGCUAUUGCAUUAGGGCUUGGGCAUUUUACGUAUCAAGAUUGGUCCUCGGUGUGCUAUAACGCUUUGCGUCACGGUAGACCAGGUAAACGCGAGCACAAACAGAUUCCUCAAAGGAGCUUUUUUUUCGCCAUAUGUCGGUACUGAUCAAUCCCUUGUAUGCUCUCUUUUCUCUCUGUGGUUAUGAUCUCCAGGUCCGAGUCUUCUGCGUGUUAAGUAUCCAAACAACCCAUACGAUCUUUUCCUGAAGUUCAACGCUUGAUAAGAUAAGGAGCUAGGUGAUUGCUCCGGUUUAGGGAGCGGUCUAACUCCCACAGGAGUCCUAGUCAAAGAAAUCCUUCCAUCCUAGGAGGCAGUUCU
This is a messenger RNA of Thermothelomyces thermophilus ATCC 42464, 3184 nucleotides long. RefSeq lists its product as uncharacterized. Gene Ontology annotation, cellular component: eukaryotic translation initiation factor 3 complex. The transcript is spliced from 3 exons. The coding region runs from base 194 to 2794 and encodes 866 amino acids. Gene Ontology annotation, molecular function: translation initiation factor binding; translation initiation factor activity; RNA binding. NCBI's taxonomy places the organism in Eukaryota, Fungi, Ascomycota, Sordariomycetes, Sordariales, Chaetomiaceae. The record is from RefSeq and is a predicted model, not a curated record. Gene Ontology annotation, biological process: translational initiation.